UCGCGGACUUGUGUUGCUUGUUGUUGCUUGUCGACAAACGUUGUCAAAAUCACUCGUAGCUGUCUGUCUGUCAUUAAUUCUUCCCUGCCUUUGUUUGAUCGCCAUCAUCACAUCACAGCAGCAGCAGGAGCAGGGUGCGCACCGCGGAGAAUACACCAUCUACGAUGACACAGGUGGUGGAUGUAGUAGAGGCGGCAGUGCCGCUGCUCGGCUUGAUGUUGACGGGAUACUGCUUCGCCCGCUUCCGCCGCAAGGCCUUUCCUCCUCAGUCCGUCUUUCUGCUGAACAGCUUCGUGUUUCUUCUCGGCAUUCCAAGCCUGGUGUUCAAGGCACUUGCAACCAAGGAUUUGGACAAGCUGUCAUGGCGCUUCAUCCUUGGGUACAUGCUGUUGCGCACCGUCUUCGGCCUCCUCUCCGCAGUCCCGCUUCUCUGGCAGAAGACAAACGACAAGAUCGGCGACUUUCUCAUCAACCUCAUCUCAAGCACAUGGAUCAACACGGUCAUUUUCGGCAUCCCCAUGCUCGAGUCGCUGUACGGCCCGCGCGUGAAGAUCCUGAACGUGCUUGCCGCCAUCUCCUCCGUCAUCUACCAGCUGCCCAUCAUGCUCAUGUUCUUCGAGUACCGCGAAGUGCUCAAAAACGGCAGCGGCAACGGCAGCCGUAGCGGCGGCGCGGCUGAGCUGCGGUCUGUGCGCGCAUCUGCAGCCAAGACGCAGGAUGAGGCACUCGCCAUGAACCAGGUAUCCAUCAGCUCGCUCAACCGGCAGGAAGUGCCGCAGCAGGUCGUGCCACCAGACACGCGCGAUGCACACGUAGUACAUGAGGCACUGCAGUACCAGCAGCACCAGCAACAUCAUCAGCAUCAGCAGCAUCAUCAGCAACAGCAGCCGGCAUCCGCAGAUGAAGAGGUGACCAUGUACACGGCAGCCAACCUCCCGCACACGUCCUCCUACACCGCUGCCAUCAGCAACACCAACAGCGGCCGCAACAGCAGCGAUGACAGCAACAACAGCAGCAGCAGUAGUAACAGCAACAACAGCCGUGGUGCACUCGUGGCAGCGGCCACCAUCGCGCCUGUUGACGGGAACGAGGCAGAGGACGACACCAUGCCCCGCACUUUCUUCGGUGUCCUGUGGAUUGUAAUCAAGCGUGUCAUUCCCAAACUCCUUCGCAACCACCCCUUUGUUGGCAUCUGCCUCGGUCUUCUCUGGUCCCUCAUCCUGCGAAUGGCCGCAGACGAAAACAACUUCCCCAAGGUCAUUGACACGUUUGUGCAGUACUUUGCGGACUGCGUCACCCCGGUUGCCUCGUUCUGCACGGGCAUGUUCAUGUGCGGCCACGAGCGCGAUGUCAUUCGCAUGUGGAAGCCGCUGCUCGUCUUCCUCCUGGCCAAGAUGAUUGCCAUGCCGGCGCUGGCCAUGCUCGUGUGUGUCAUCGUGGAUCUGGAUGGCAUUGAGGCCCGCAGCGCCGUGCUGCUUGCGUCACUCCCUGUUGCGCUUGCGUCAUUCACCCUCAUCACGACGUACAUGAAGGAACGCCCCUCUGCCAUGGCCCUCACCUCCAGUCUCAUCAUCGUCGGCUCCAUCCUCAUGCCCUUCGUUUUUGCUGCGUGGAACGAGCUCCUCAUUGCCGGCGAUGUCUUUGGCGACAUCCCCGACGGCACAACCUACACGGGUUAACGCGUCGCACACACACGCACACAUGUGCAUAACACUUAUCCAUCUUGUGUGGGCGUGUCCGUUGUGUCGAAUGUGGUGUGUAUCCCUGAGAGCGGGCUCUCCCUUAUCUUUUUCCUGUUUGCUCUGCUUGCUUGCUCUAAGUAUACAUUGCGUGCAUGAAUAAUGGCGCGGAGUGGUCGCAUUGCUUUCGACAUGGCACACAUAUGUGGUGUGUUACCGCUCUAUCCUCUUUCUUUCUAUCCUUCCUCUCCUCUCCCCACACUCCAGCAUCAGCACUUUACAUUCUGACGACCCAAUAAACCCCUCAUCAGCAUCAA
Molecule: messenger RNA, 1996 nt
Organism: Salpingoeca rosetta
Lineage: Eukaryota; Choanoflagellata; Craspedida; Salpingoecidae
Exons: 5
Coding region: 165-1679 (504 amino acids)
Biological process (GO): transmembrane transport
Cellular component (GO): membrane
Source: RefSeq, a predicted model, not a curated record